This is a messenger RNA of Striga asiatica, 2034 nucleotides long. The record is from the annotation of a GenBank genome assembly. Lineage: Eukaryota; Viridiplantae; Streptophyta; Magnoliopsida; Lamiales; Orobanchaceae.
AAAAUAUUAAUAAUAUUACAUUUUGACUUUUUGGCCCAUAAAAUGAUAUUCCCUUUUGUUGUCUGUGGUUCAAUCAAAACACUGAGUCCACGAGUCUCUUUUACACGCUCCUCCAUACUCCUCUUCUUGUGUUAGGGACGAGCAAUACUACACAGACGAUAAUGGCGAUUAGGGUUUUUUUUAUCCUAACUCUGCUGCUGUUUUCGUCAUCGUUUCUACAAGUUGCAAGAUGUGAACAGGAUCCUGAUGCAGAAGUAGUUGAUUCGUCUGAGGAAGUAGUAGACAUUGGGAUUGUUGGUGAUGAUGUCCAGGAUUUUGGUGGAGGAAGCUUUAGUCCAGCUCCAGGAGUGGAAACUGUUUGCGUCUUCCCCAAAAACCCCGCAAAGUUGAUAGGAGCUGGGGAAGAAAGUGAACUUUUAGUUGGAUUGAAAAAUGAGGGAGAAUCCACCAUAAAUAUAAUCGCGAUCCAGGCUAGUGUGCAUCUUCCUUUUGAUCACCGUUACCUGCUUCAGAAUCUCUCCACCCAGGCUUUCAACAAUGCAACAGUCCCUUCAUCAGCUCAAGCAACUUUCCCUUACAUAUUUGGAUUGAGCAAGUUCUUACAGCCUGGUUCGUAUGAUCUUGUGGGGACUAUUGUUUAUGAAAUUGAUCAGAACCCCUACCAAAAUACAUUCUACAAUGGAACAAUUGAAGUUACUGAAGUAGGUGGGCUGCUGAGUGUCGAGUCUGUUUUCUUGUUUUGCCUUGGUAAAACUAAGAGGGUGACGAAAGUGGAAGUUGGAACCGGGACAACCGAUGCCUCAAACGACGAGUGGCUGCAGGUUUUUGACAGGCACUGCUUACUCUACUCAAUCUUCGGCCAAACUAAAGAAGAAGAAGUAGAUUACCAUGCUCACGCAGUUGUUCUUGCAAGAUGUGAACAGGGUGAUGCAGAAGUAGUUGAUUCAUCUGAGGAAGUAGGAGACAUUGGGAUUGUUGGUGAUGAUGUCCAGGAUUUUGGUGGAGGGAGCUUUAGUCCAGCGCCAGGCGUGGAAACUGUUUGUGUCUUCCCCAAAAACCCCUCAAAGUUGAUAGGAGCUGGCGAAGAAAGUGAACUUCUAGUUGGAUUGAAGAAUGAGGGAGAAUCAAACAUAAAUAUUAUCGCGAUCCAGGCUAGCGUGCAUCUUCCUUUUGAUCACCGUUACUUGCUUCAGAAUCUUUCCGCCCAGGCUUUUAACAAUGCUUCAGUCCCUCCAUCAGCUCAAGCAACUUUCCCUUACAUAUUCGGCGUGAGCAAGUUCUUACAGCCCGGCUCAUAUGAUCUUGUGGGGACUAUUGUUUAUGAAAUUGAUCAGAACCCCUACCAGAGUACCUUCUACAAUGGAACAAUUGAAGUUACUGAAGUAGGUGGGUUGCUGAGUGUAGAGUCCGUUUUCUUGUUUUGCCUUGGUGUAGCCUUGCUUGGUCUUCUUGGGUUUUGGAUAAGGAGCCAAUUCCAAAAUCUCUCCAAGAAAACUAAGAGGGUGACGAAAGUGGAAGUUGGAACUGGGACAACUGAUGCCUCAAACGAUGAGUGGCUGAAGGGUACUGCUUACUCUACCCAAUCUUCGGCCAAAUCAAGGAAGAAGAACUAGAUUACCAUCCUCACAGUUGUCUGUAAGCCUAUGCAUUAAAAAGUUUUAGGAUGAAGAUUUGUAGAUCUUUCGAGGAGGGAAUAGAAAAAGUAGGGGAAAGUAUCGGCCAACUGUUGUAGUAUGAAGAAUGAAUUUGCUACAUUUUCUUUCUCCUGGAGACAAUUUUGAAUGCUAGUGAAUUUUAUUAACUGUUAAACUGAUGGAGAGCAAAUACUUGGAAAGAGACUGUUUUUUUGUUACAUCAGGUUUUGUGGAUUAUUGUUAUUUUGUCAAAUUAAUUUAUAUUUCAAUUCACAUACCUUAGAAUGCAUGUUUAAUUCAUAGACUCAUGAGUUUUGUUACACUGUAUCUUCAUGUUGGAAACAUUUUCGAAAGCAACACACAUAUGUAUGCUUUUGUAUCAUUUUAGAAGUCCUUUUUU